Tachyglossus aculeatus (Australian echidna) is the source of this 3074-nucleotide messenger RNA. It is a transcript of the gene WEE1, whose product is annotated as WEE1 G2 checkpoint kinase. Bases 9 to 1874 code for a protein of 621 amino acids. Gene Ontology annotation, cellular component: nucleus. Gene Ontology annotation, biological process: mitotic cell cycle; protein phosphorylation. Lineage: Eukaryota; Metazoa; Chordata; Mammalia; Monotremata; Tachyglossidae. The transcript is spliced from 11 exons. The record is from RefSeq and is a predicted model, not a curated record. Gene Ontology annotation, molecular function: non-membrane spanning protein tyrosine kinase activity; ATP binding; magnesium ion binding.
GGCGCGCGAUGAGUCUCCUCAGCCAGUCCCGCCGGCUGCGGCAGAAGCUCGUCUUCAGCCCCGGCAGCGACUGCGAGGAGGAGGAGGACGACGACGACGAGGGCAGCGGCAACAGCACGGGCGACGACUCGGCCUUCCAGGAGCCCGACUCCCCGCUGCCGGCCGCCCCGCGGCGCCGCCGCCGGACCCCGGCGCUCCGAGGCCCCGAGGGGGACGACAUGUUGGAGGAGGAGGAGGAGGAGGAGGAGGAGCCGCCCGCCGCCCGCGGGGACCGGGCCGAGGGCGACUCGUGGGAGGAGGAGGGCUUCGGCUCCUCGUCCCCGGUCAAGUCCCCGUCCGCCUCCUACCUGCUCCACAGUUCCCUGUCGCCGCUGCGCGGGGACCCCCGGCCCCGGCCCCGCCGCCACGGCCCUGCCUCCCCGGCCCCGCCGCCCGACUACCCCGGCACCCCGCCUCACAAGACCUUCCGAAAGCUCCGCCUCUUCGACACCCCGCACACCCCCAAGAGUUUGCUCUCCAAAGCUCGAGGACUAGAUUCCAGCUCUGUUAAACUGCGAGGUGGCUCUCUGUUUAUGAGUUCAGGAAGAUCAGAGAAGCAAGGAUUUGACAUGAGACAGACCCCCCAAGUGAACAUUAACCCUUUCACUCCAGAUUCCAUGUUACUUCACUCUUCUGGGCAGUGUCGGCGCAGAAAGAGGACACACUGGAAUGAUUCAUGUGGUGAGGACAUGGAAGCUAGUGAUGGAGAGCUUGAAGAUGAGGCAACCAGGCCUGCCAAGAGAAUUACAAUUACAGAAAGUAACAUGACGUCAAGAUACGCAUCUGAAUUCCAUGAGCUGGAGAAAAUUGGGUCUGGAGAAUUCGGUUCAGUCUUCAAGUGUGUGAAGAGGCUAGAUGGAUGUAUCUAUGCCAUAAAACGAUCUAAGAAGCCAUUAGCCGGUUCUGUUGACGAGCAGAAUGCUUUAAGAGAAGUUUACGCACAUGCAGUACUGGGGCAGCAUGCUCACGUGGUUCGAUACUUCUCAGCGUGGGCAGAAGACGAUCAUAUGCUUAUACAGAACGAAUAUUGCAACGGUGGAAGUUUAGCGGAUGCCAUAAGUGAAAACUACAGGAGUAUGAACUAUUUUACUCAAGCAGAACUGAAAGAUCUCCUCCUGCAGGUUGGCCGGGGUUUGCGAUAUAUCCAUUCAAUGUCUUUGGUGCAUAUGGAUAUAAAACCUAGUAAUAUCUUCAUAUCGAGGACAUCAGUCCCAGAUAAUACUUCUGAAGAAGGAGAUGAAGAGGAAUGGUCGUCUAACAGAGUUAUUUUUAAAAUAGGUGACCUUGGACAUGUAACUAGAAUCUCUAGUCCACAGGUAGAAGAGGGUGAUAGUCGUUUUCUGGCAAAUGAAGUUUUACAAGAGAAUUACACUCACUUGCCAAAAGCCGACAUCUUUGCCCUUGCUCUUACUGUGAUAUGUGCUGCUGGAGCUGAACCGCUUCCCACCAAUGGAGACCAGUGGCAUGAAAUUCGACAGGGAAAACUGCCCAGGAUACCCCAAGUGCUUUCCCAAGAAUUAACAGAUUUGUUAAAACUUAUGAUUCACCCAGAUCCAGAGAAAAGACCAUCAGCAGUGGCAUUAGUCAAGCACUCAGUGCUGCUGUCAGCAUCCAGGAAGAGUGCAGAGCAGUUGCGAAUAGAAUUGAAUGCUGAAAAGUUCAAAAAUUCACUCCUGCAGAAAGAACUGAAGAAGGCACAGCUGGCCAAAGCAGCAGCAGAGGAAAGAGCACUGUUCACAGAUAGAAUGGCAACCAGGUCUGCCACGCAGAGUAACAGAACGUCUCGACUCAUCGGAAAGAAAAUGAAUCGCUCUCUUAGCCUUACUAUAUAUUGACGUCCUCGUUCCACCAAAAACAAAAAACAAAAAACAAAAAAACAAAAACUGUGAAAACAAGCUAAAAUGAAAUCACAUCAUUUGGGCUGAGGGUUUGGGGGAGUUUAAAGAAGAAUCCAAUCUUCAAUGUCUAUAGUUUUACUAAAAUAGCUUUUAGAAUUUUUAAAUUGUGAAUUACAGUGGAAAUCUGUAUCUUGACCAUUGCUAUAUUUGACCUUAUAGCUGGUCUGUCUUACCUAGGACCCAGGAUGUUAAUCAUAAAUCAGCCUACAGUUACUGUUCAAUGUUACACUGUCCCGGAGUCCACCACUCUGAUGGUGUGCUGCUUUUCAUUUGUUACUGCAUUGUAAUAAAAAGGUCUCUUUCCCUUAGUAACCUGUAAAAAGGACUCAAGGGCUUUAUUGCAAAUCAGAUUCUGCCUUUCAAAACAAAGGGAAGUGCUGAGCACUCAGUGCCACCUGCCCUCAAUAUACCUGGUGUCAACGUUUUUUUUUUGUGGGUUUUUUGUUUUUGUUUUCGUUGUUUUGGUUUUUUUUUUAAUUGUGAAUUUUACUUGUAUCCAACUGGGAGCACUUUGUAGGCAUUGCAUAAACCUUGGGACAAUUAAACCCAUGGAAGUACUUGCCUUGUGAAUUUGCUGCUAUUUUAGUUUUGUCAUUGCUGUAAAAUUGUAGCAUUAAAACAAUCAUUGUUGUGAAUAGGCUUUCUGUUAAACAAUUAUGUGAAAUUGCUGAUGAAAAGCAGCAUUCGCCUCUUUGAAGCUAGUGCAUUGGAAAUGAUGAUGCACCUCUUGUCUUUCAAACUCUGUAUUAAUGUAGUGUAAUUAUUACUGGUUUUGUCAUUUUUUCCCAUAACGGCGAUCCCCACCCUCCACUUUUUUACAUUUUUUUUCCCCCGAAGUAUUUGGUUUUUUCGGCUGUACUGUUAGUCUAUUUUUUAAUGUUUUGCCCAUUUCCUUCUCAACAUCCAUGUGUAUAUAAAUUGAUCUUGGUGAUACUGUACUAAGCUGCAGUCUGAAUGCCAGUGACUUCUGCCUAGUCCAAGUUCUUCUCAGAUUAUUCUUGAACUGUAAUUAGUCUUUUGACUAAUAUUACAGGUAAAGUUUAUUAACGAAUGUUUUGUUUAAAACGUGCACACUCGUCUGUUUGACUUGUGUUUUAUUAGUGUUGAUCAGUAUAUUAAAAGUCAGUCUGAGCUUAA